Molecule: messenger RNA, 1142 nt
Organism: Fragaria vesca subsp. vesca
Lineage: Eukaryota; Viridiplantae; Streptophyta; Magnoliopsida; Rosales; Rosaceae
Product: tetraspanin-8-like
Exons: 2
Coding region: 92-895 (267 amino acids)
Biological process (GO): auxin-activated signaling pathway
Cellular component (GO): plasma membrane; plasmodesma
Source: RefSeq, a predicted model, not a curated record
CACACACCCACUAUAUAAACAAACAAACCCUCUCUCUCUCUCAGAGUAAAAACCCAACUGGCUUUGCGUGAAUCAGCAGCAAACAUACACAAUGAGGCUCAGCAACAACCUGGUGGGGUUCCUCAACUUCCUGACCUUCCUGCUCUCCAUCCCGAUGGUCGUCGCCGGCGUAUGGCUCAGCAAGCAAGGCGCCACCGAGUGCGAGAAGUUCCUCGACAAGCCGGUCAUCAUUCUCGGCGUCUUCCUCAUGCUGGUCUCCCUCGCCGGCUUCAUCGGCGCCUGCUUCCGCGUCUCGUGGCUCCUCUGGGUCUACCUCCUAGUCAUGUUCCUCCUCAUCGUCGUCCUCUUCGGCUACACCAUCUUCGCCUUCGCCAUCACCAACAAGGGCGCCGGCAACGUCCUCUCCGGCAAAGGCUACAAGGAGUACAAGCUCGGCGACUACUCUCACUGGCUCCAGAAGAGAGUCAACAGCACCAAGAACUGGAACAAGAUCAAGAGCUGCCUCAUUGAUAGCAAGGUCUGCUCCAAUUUCCAGGACAAGUAUCUCAAUGAUACUCUCACCGAGUUCUACGAAGAGAACCUCUCUGCGCUUCAGUCCGGCUGCUGUAAGCCAUCAGAUGACUGUGGUUUUGCCUAUGUAAGUCCCACAGUCUGGACCAAGAAUGCUACUUCUUCUACUGUCAACCCUGACUGCAAUGAAUGGGAUAAUGAUGCAAAGGCUCUGUGCUUCAAUUGCCAGUCAUGCAAGGCUGGACUGCUUGACAAUCUGAAAAGUAACUGGAAAAAGACGGCUGUUGUCAAUAUUGUCUUCCUUAUCUUCCUCAUCGUUGUGUAUUCCGUAGGGUGCUGUGCAUUCAGGAACAACAGGAGGGACAAUGAAUAUUAUAAGCAGUAAAUAAAUAUUGGAAGCAGCGGUAAUAAGUUGGAUUGGAUGUAAAGAGUAGUUGGCAACUUUCUCUUAUUACUGAUGGAAACCUAUGUCCUAUUGACCAUUUCACGGUGUUAAUUCCUUGUAAAGUCUUUCGUCAUCGUUGAUGUUUAGAUGGGUUUAACUGGCGUAGCUUAUGAAUAUGUUUCUCUGCUGCUACUAUUUUGUGCUAGACUGCCUUAUCUUCUAUGACAUUGUCUUUUUUUUUUUUGGA